This is a messenger RNA of Clavispora lusitaniae ATCC 42720, 4179 nucleotides long. RefSeq lists its product as uncharacterized. The record is from RefSeq and is a predicted model, not a curated record. Gene Ontology annotation, molecular function: protein binding. Lineage: Eukaryota; Fungi; Ascomycota; Pichiomycetes; Serinales; Metschnikowiaceae.
AUGGGUCUUCCGAAACUUUCCAAGACCGACUUGCUUCGGCGCGAUGUGUUUGGCCGCACGGCGCUCCACAUUGCCGUUCUCUGCGACAACCCGGGCGCUCUUCGAACGUUGCUUGCCCAUCCAGACAUCCACCACGUGCUUCUUGCCACAGACUACGAAAACGGCUGGAACCUCUUGCACCACAUCUUCUACCACAAGCGUAUCCGCUGCUGGACCGUGCUUCUAGACUACUUGCUGCACAGCGCCAGCCAGGCGGCGCUUCUAGCUGAGCUUUUGAAGCGCAAAGACCGCUCGCGCUUGCCGCCUCUCGCGCUUCUUGCCAACGACGCCAAGGAUCUCAUGUGGGUGCCCGCCUACAUCAACGAAGGCGGCGACGUCCACUUGGUGCGGCGCUUUGCCAAGGUGCCCCGCUGGAUCCCCCACGACUGGUGGAGCCCUCGCCGCGGCGGCCUGGACGUGUACAUGUACGGGGCAAACGGGAACCACCACUUGGGCAUGGGCGACGCCCACGACCGGUCUGUGCCGUCACGCGUGCUGCCGCUCGACCUCCAUGCGGCGAAAACCGGCGACGCCCAGGACUUCGACAUCCGUGACCUCUUGCGCCCGACUCGUGUGUGUGCCGUUGCCAUUGCAAAAUACCACUCGGUGCUAAUCACACGCGACGGCCGCCUCUUGACGUGCGGGCUCGGCGCACGCGGCCGCUUGGGCCACGGAAACACCGCCAACUUGUACCGUUUCCAGAAUGUGGCGCUUUUCGGCGACCACAGGGCGGUCGCUGCGGCAGUGUCCAACUCCCACACGUUGGUGUUGACCGCAGACAACCAGCUCUAUGCAUGGGGCAUCAACUCGCUCAACCAGCUCGGCUUCACUUCGGAGGACACGUUUUCUUUCAAGAGCGGCCCGCGGGACGUCUACGAAAACCUGCCCAAACUCGUGGGUUCGGGCGACUUGCGGCGGGCCGGGGGCCUGUUCCGUGGCGUGGCGGUGUCGAAAAUCCACUCGCUUGCGUACACAAGCCACCUGCUCUACUUUUGGGGCUUGAACGUCGGCCAAAUGGGGCCCAUGACUUUGGUUUCAGACAAACCCGACGAGUUUCGUCUCCAUGAGACCACCUUCAAAGGUCUGGUGGUGCCGCAGCCACGUGAGGUUGGUGUUCGUGACGAAAUCAAGUCCGUCGCCACUUGUGAAACAUGCACUUGUGUGGUGACCGUUUCCAAUGACAUAUACGUGUACUACGGUGGCCAACGGGCCAAGCUUCCGAAAGUGCCUGCGCGAGGGUUUUCUGACGCCAGCUUCGAUUGCUUCAAACCAUCACGGCUCACCAAAGCGCCGGAAAUCAAGAAAAUCGUCGCUUGUUCCCAUACCAAUGUCCAUGUACUCCUUACGUGUGGCGACAUCUUAGCCUUUUCCAUCCCAACUGGAGGCGAUCUCUUGAAAUCGGUCAAGAACCUCAAAUACAACUACCUCUGGAAAGCUUAUGACUCGGACAUGCGUGCCGUCGAUAUGGAUGGCGCGUAUGACGGGUCUUUGGUACUAUGUACCAAGAACGGGUCUGUUUUCGUGCGAUCUGCGCAAGGCGUAACUUCUCAGCGCCGCAACUCAGUGUCGACUUCUGCAGCGCAGGUUUCCGGAUCCAAGUUCCGCAAAAUCGACAAUGUCAAUCGUGUUGUGAGGGUCUCGUGUGAUGACUCUUUCUCGUCUUUUGCAUUCGUGCGGGACGACAUAGAUACUCUCCCUUUAAAAUUACAAAAGAAUGAUUUUUUCAAGGAUAUGGAAUACCUCAGUGUUUUGUGUGAGGCUGAUAGUUUCCGGAAGCAGGACCAGCUUCUAGAUACGGAUCAUGAAAACAACUGUUAUGUGACUGACUAUAUUUUUCCUUCUCGAGAUCCGGAUUUGUACGAAGACGAAGCUCUUCUGCUAGUGAAUCGUGUUGAAAAACUUACUUUGAACGACGAGAAUCUGUCUGAUGAAGCCGUGGACGAUGUAUUUCUCAAGGCUCAUUUCGGAAAGUUCGAUCACACAAAGCAUCCACAAACACAAGCAGACGACAUGUACCAGAAGUUGGACGAUGCGCCACAAUUAAUGGCCCUACUCAAAAACGAAACUGCUUUACGUGAACACUUGGCUCAAGAGAUCUCUGAGGCGGAAAUUAAAGUUUACGAUGGUCGUAUCAAAUUUAUGCAUGAUCCUACCGUUGUUAUUGGUUUCCACACCAAUAUCUUUGAGCAGCGUUCCACCUUUUGCAAGGACCUCUUCCAUCCGCAGAAUGAUGGCGAGUAUUUUGUUCAUGACAAAAUUGAAGGGCAUUACGAUGCAGUGAAUAAAGAGAUAAUAUUCAAAAGCGAUGUCGAUGUUCGGGCCCUUGUUGUGUUGGUUCAUUUCAUUUACACCAAUAAAGUCUUGAACUUUUGGGAUGAAUAUCCUGGAGGCUCCAAGUGUCCAGAGCCUAUCCGAAGGGCCAAAAAUGAUUUCGUGAUGCUUAGAGAUCUUUUUCGGAUGGAUAGUAUUUACGGUAAAGAUCAAGAUUAUCUUUUGCAAAUGGCCCAUGAAAUGGAAGACUCGGAAUCUGGUGAUGUGGUGAUUGAACUAAGUGAUAAGCAAGAAUCUUGCCAAGGAUCUAUUCUCGUGGCGCGAUCUGCAUUUUUUGAAACUAUCUUGUCUGGGCGCUGGGAUAAUUCGACAAAUGAAGAUGAUUCUGAGGCGAAAAUCGUGAACUUUGACAAUACUACUGCUCUUCAGUUCAAAGUCAUAAAGAAUUACUUGCAUGGCUGCAACGAUUUGCAUGUCUUUGAUGAUGCCCGAAUUCUAGUGGAGGAAACUCUUGAUCCGGAUGAUUUCGUGAAUUUCUUGCUACAGCUAAUUGAGGUGGCAGAUGAAAUGCUUUUGCUCAAGCUUAAGCACUUGUGUGAAUUGGCUAUACAAGAGUUCCUUAGUACAGAUAACGUGUUGGUAUUGCUUGCUCAUUCCGAUUACUUAGGAGCCCGAUAUUUGUUUAUGCUGUGUUGUUGGUACAUCUACAAUAACCUCGAAAUUGUUUUGUUUGAUAACAUCUUGCAUAAUCUUCCAGAAGACCUUCUUGCGAGAUUGGAAAAGCAAAUGCGGUUUUUCCAAACAUGUAAACAUUUGGACUUUGUUAUCGGUGACCACGGGGAGAUCAAUAAAAGCAUGUUGAAAAGCACUUUGCCCGAGACUUUGAUUGAUGAAUUUUUGACUAAUUCACCAGUCUUUAAUGGGAUCUUCAUGAGUGAUAAGAAGGGAUUUUCUAGCUUUGAGCCGUUAUUGGACAUUAAGCCUGAAAAUGAAGAUCACAGACGCAAGCUGUCAUCACGCAGAAUGUCACGCAAGAGCAGCGUUGAGGCAGUUGCAGAUUUGCGUAAACUUUCAAAUUCCACCAGGAAAGUGAGCGAAUGUGCUGUUGAAGAUUUUGAGGUGGUAGGUAGACGCCGCAAACUGAAACAGAAAGAUGCCCAGGAUAAAGAAGAUCUCAGAGAGGUCCAAGCUGCCUCUGUGAAUGGAGUGAAGAAAGAAGAACGUGAGAAAGCCCCUCUAGAUAGGGAGGGCGUUUCAAUGCAUCAUAAUGGAUCGCUGAGUUCAAUCAUUGGCAACAUACUCCAAGGAACUGAUAAUGGUGACAGUUCCAGCAGCACACCAUGGACUUCUCGGAGAUCCUCAUCGAGCUCUCUAGCGCCUAUUUCUGCUCCGCUCUUGGGGGCCGGUGAUGUUGAGCGCAAAAGCACAAAGAUCAAGUUUGCCCCGUCUAUGAAGCUUUCUCAGAAGCAAAGGCGCAAGCUAGCGCAAGGACAAGCGGACGAAAAAGACCAGCCCAGUGGGGAAAAACAGAACCAACAAAGCAUGCAGCUUCGGAAUCCCUGGAAUGUGGCAAGCAGCCAGUCGAGUGAAAGCAAGAAUGCUGGUAAAGACAAGUUGAAGAAUCUACCAGUACUAGGUGCCAGUAAGCAACCAGCACCUACAUCACUUGCAGCAGUCAUGCUUCAUGAGUCGACGCGGCUUGAGGAACAGCAGUAUCAGGAGAGCCAGAGGCGUACGUUGCAGGAGAUCCAGCAAGAGCAGGAGUUUGCAAAAUGGUGGGAGGAAGAGUCUAGACGUGUGCAGAUGAUGGAGUCACGGCCACCGAAGCCCAGAAGAAAACGAAAGGGAGGAAAGCCUUCUGCCACCUAA